Molecule: messenger RNA, 1353 nt
Organism: Neltuma alba
Lineage: Eukaryota; Viridiplantae; Streptophyta; Magnoliopsida; Fabales; Fabaceae
Product: 26S proteasome regulatory subunit RPN13
Exons: 16
Coding region: 159-1148 (329 amino acids)
Cellular component (GO): proteasome regulatory particle, lid subcomplex; nucleus; cytoplasm
Molecular function (GO): proteasome binding; endopeptidase activator activity
Source: RefSeq, a predicted model, not a curated record
AACUGAACCCUCCUCUUUCGUCCUGUCGCUGGCUCGCUCUAUUAUAUUUUAUUUUGCUGUCCCCUAGAUAUGCUAGAUGCAUUACUUGCUCAGGGGUUAGCAGAACACGGCUUCUAUUGAUUAGGCUUUUUCUCUUUGUAUAAUACGGAGCUAUACCCAUGAGUUCGUCUUUACCCGAUGGUCCUCAAGAUGGGCAGGUGCUGCUUCCACAUCUUUUGACCCUUUUGGAAAUAAUGUUGGAGUUCCGUGCUGGUAAAAUGUUUCUUGAGGGGAAAAAGGUUUGCCCUGACACACGGAAAGGGCUUAUUCGCAUUGCUAAGGGUGAGGAGGGAUUAGUCCACUUUCAGUGGCUUGAUCGGAUUCAAAAUUUUGUUGAAGAUGAUCAGAUAAUAUUCCCCAAUGAGGCUGUUUUUGAGAAGGUUAAUCAAGCAUCUGGGAGGGUUUACAUAUUAAGGUUCAACAGCGACGACAGGAAGUUUUUCUUCUGGAUGCAGGAGCCAAAUGCUGACGGUGACUCACAGCUUUGCAACUCGGUGAAUGAUCACUUAAACAGGCCAUUAGAGCUUGGAGAAAGAGGAGGAGAUGGUGCCAUGCCCUUGCGGGUUUCAAUGCAAGCACCAAUUAAUGAUUUGUAUAAUAGAGCUGCGAAUUUGGUUGGCCCAAAUUUGGGGGCCGAAGCGACUAGCAAUUUGACAUCUUCUGGCCCAGUAAAAUUGGAAGAUCUCCAGAGGAUAUUGAAUAACAUUGGGCCUUCAGAUGGCAUUGGUGAUCCAGAUGGAGGUCUGGGACUUGAGGAUAUAUUGAAGCCUGAGUUAGUAAUGCCAUUAAUUGAGACAUUGCCGAUUGAGCAGUGCUUAGCACCCUACUUACCAGAGGGUCAGUGGUCUCCAGAAGCUAUAUUGGAGUUGUUGCAGAGCCCACCUUUUCGUCAGCAAGUAGAUUCAUUCACUUAUGUACUUCGGACGGGUCAGAUAGAUUUGUCUCAGUUUGGAAUUGAUCCAAGUAAAUACAAGUUUACAGUUUUAUCUUUUCUGGAGGCUCUUGAGGAUUCUGUUUCUAGGACAUUAGGCCCUGAGGAGGCAAGGCCAGAUGAUCGAAAUUCCAGAUCUCAAUCGUGUAAUCGUAAUGACCCUAUGGAUGAGUCUUAGGAGUGAGGUUCUUUAAUCAUCUGUCUCUCUCCUUUUUUCUUUUUUUCUUUUUUCCUUUUUUAUCAACCAUAGAAUUGUAUUCUUGACGAACAAAUUUCUGCUUAUAAGAGAAGGAAAAGAGAAGAAUGAGAGGAUGAUUUAAUGUACUUUGGGCUUUUUCUGGUCAUAGUGAACAAUAAAUUUCAAGCUAUUUCCUUCGCCAUUA